This is a messenger RNA of Paramecium primaurelia, 536 nucleotides long. The record is from the annotation of a GenBank genome assembly. Lineage: Eukaryota; Ciliophora; Oligohymenophorea; Peniculida; Parameciidae.
UUAAAAUUAAAUGAACAAUCCAUUUCAAAAUCCAAUAGGGAAUCCAAAUGAUCCAAAUAAUCAAUUACUUUUAAUGUCUCUUGCAUAAGUAGAUUCAUAAAAUAUGUUCUUCUUUUUAAUGCAAAACCCUGAUUUCGUUGAAAAAUAAGAUGAAGUAUUUGAUUAAUAAUUAAUUUAGACAUAAUUUAAAAAGACAGCAAUAGGCUUUGUUAGAAAUACAUUAGGUAUUUUUGUUUUAGGAACAGUGCUUAAUUUGUAAAUGAAAAGAAUCCCUAAAGUAUGAUCUAAUAAUAUUUCUUAAGUUUUUGAAUUGGCCCCUUUAUGUUAAAAUUCCUUUAAGAAUCCCUGUCUUUUUUAGUCCAUUUUUUAUAUUUUAAUAAUCACUAACAAAUUAACUAGAUAAUUUAACAUAAUUGCAUCAUAAAUAUUAUACAAGAAUAUUAAGAGUAAAGAAAACUGGUGAUUUACGAUACUUUGAUCCAUAAGGUGUAUUACAAAAAUAAUUUGAAUAAAAAAUGAGAGAAUUAAUGAAAUGA